ACAGAGCAGCAGAACAGAGCAGACCGUCAGGCGGAGCGGUGCUGGAGACGGCUCUAAGCUUUCUUUUCUUGCAACCAACCGGCCUUUCGGGCUAUCAAAUAAUUUCUUUCCAACUUCAGCUACAGUGAUAGCUAAGUUUGGAAAGGAGAAAGAGGGAGAAACGCCGUGUCUUUUGUUGUUUUUUAGUCGUUGUCGACAGUAGGAUGCAGUGGUAGCCGGGGGUUGACCUCCUUUACAACAUCACAAAAGAGGAGACAGCGUAAAGCAAAAAAAGCAACAUUCACUCUGUUAUUUUUUUGCCAUUUGGACAGCUUUAAAAUGGAUAACUCUGAACCUAAGAGGACAUGCUGCGAAUCAGUCCGAGACUUCUUCACUUCAGCCAAAUUCCUUAUUUACAUGGGACAUGCUCUGUCAACAUGGGGUGACCGAAUGUGGAACUUUGCUGUGGCUGUGUUCUUGGUGGAGCUGUAUGGGAACAGCCUGCUGCUCACGGCCGUGUACGGCCUGGUGGUGGCCGGCUCCGUGCUGCUGCUGGGGGCCAUCAUUGGGGACUGGGUGGACAAAAAUCCCAGACUCAAAGUGGCCCAGACUUCGCUGCUCGUCCAGAACAGUUGCGUCAUCGUGUGUGGGAUCCUCCUGAUGGUUGUUUUCCAGUUCAAAGAACAGCUUGUGGAGCUUUACAAUGGAUGGAUUCUGACCACCUGCUACAUUCUGGUGAUCACCAUUGCCAACAUUGCCAACCUAGCCAGUACGGCUACAUCUAUCACAAUCCAGAGGGACUGGGUGGUGGUUGUGGCAGGUCAGGACAGCAGCACUUUGGCAGACAUGAAUGCCACAGUGCGGAUUAUCGACCAGCUGACCAACAUCCUGGCUCCCAUGCUGGUGGGCCAGAUAAUGUCCUUUGGCUCCCAUUUCAUUGGCUGUGGCUUCAUCUCUGGCUGGAACCUGUGCUCUAUGUGUCUGGAGUAUGCACUGCUAUGGAAGGUCUACCAGAAGACACCAGCAUUGGCCGUGAAAGCUGGCCAGAAGGAGCAGCAACAUGAGCUCAAACAGCUCAGCCCCCCAAAAGAUUUGGAGGAUGGCCAGAGUCCUGAAGAGUCAUCUCAGCCGCUGAUGAAUGAUACCUCAGUUGUGGCCAAACCAGACUCUCCCAAGCAUCACGGCUGUUGCUACCAGAUGACGGAACCACUGCGUACCUUGAAGGCCGGCUGGGUGGCCUACUACAACCAGAACAUUUUCUUUGCCGGCAUGUCCCUGGCUUUUCUCUACAUGACCGUGCUUGGCUUUGACUGCAUCACCACGGGCUAUGCCUACACUCAGGGCCUCAAUGGCUCAGUGCUCAGUCUGCUGAUGGGGGCCUCGGCUGUUUCGGGCAUCUGUGGUACCGUCGCCUUCACUUGGGUUCGCAAGAAGUGUGGCCUGAUCCGCACAGGCUUCAUUUCAGGCAUGGCCCAGCUGUCCUGCCUCAUGCUGUGUGUUAUCUCGGUCUUUGCUCCUGGUAGCCCCUUCGACCUCAGUGUCUCGCCCUUCCAGGAUCUGUACACCCACCUGAUCGGAGAGAAGACACUGCCCGAGGCUGACCACAGCCUCACCAGCGUUCUUACCGGUGGAAACGCCACUACUGCUGCACCAGCUGAAGAGCUGCCACCGCUGCAGUCCUACAUGUCUGUUAGUCUGCUGUUUGCUGGCGUCAUUGCUGCUAGAGUUGGCCUGUGGUCUUUUGACCUGACAGUGACCCAGCUCAUCCAGGAGAAUGUGAUUGAAUCAGAACGAGGUGUGAUCAACGGCGUCCAGAACUCCAUGAAUUACCUCUUAGACCUACUGCACUUCAUCAUGGUGAUUCUGGCUCCAAACCCAGAGGCCUUCGGCCUGCUGGUCAUCAUCUCCGUGUCCUUCGUGGCCAUGGGUCACAUCAUGUACUUUGGAUUUGCCUUUAGGAGCCUGGGCAGCCGCCUUUUCCUCUGCUGCUCGCCAGAGCAGAAGAUGGAGACGGUGGACAGCCCCUCACUACCUACCACUGUCUAACCCCACGAAAGAGACUCUGUCCUGGGUACAUAUUUCUCAAGCCUUACCCUAACCUUCCAUUUUAUCUUUCUAAUAUCUUUGCUUGUAGCUGGCCUGGUAACCUAACAUGCUAUGCAUACUGUAGCCAUGAAUACAGCAUUAAUCAUAAGUAGAAGGAAAUGGGUAGAAAGCUUACAGUCAUAGGAAUCUAAUUCACAGUUAACACUUGAGAUAUGGCAGGGUUUCUCUAACUGUUUCAGUCUGGGAGUCAGAGGAGAACCUCUCAUCUGUGGGUCCAUGCUCUUUGAAACAAACAUACAUGUACUGUCAAACAAGGAUCCAUCAUCUCUAGGCUUGUGACCCCGACGUGGGUCCUGUUAAAGAAAUCAGGGGAUAAGGCACUGUAAAAUAUUCCCCUCUUAAUAGCCUGGAUGUAGCUGUAAAGAUUUUAAAAGGUGCUUCAGCUAACUAAAAGGCAACAUGAGGGAGAAAUCUUGCAGGGAAGCAGGCACUGAGGCUUGGAUUAAGGGGGACGACUGAGACCACAAAAGAGAGAACGUCUCCCGUUUUCUGACACUUGCCUCUCUUCAUCGGUGCUGUAGCUGUGUCUGCUAGCUGUUCUCUGAUAGCCUAGCUUACAUAUACAUGUAUGAUGAGCAUGUUGUGGAUGUCUUCCUCCACAGGGAGGGAAGAUGCUUUUUAUUUAACCAAACACAACUGGGAUCUAGUCUCUUUAAUACGUAGGUUUAAGGUUUAUGCAGUUAACUGUAUUUAUUCAGGAAAUGCAGAUGGUGGUUCUUGUAUUAACUGUAUCAUCAGUAUUGUGCUGCGCGCUCGCGGUUGUGCCAUAAAUGAGAAAUCCUAUGCACCCUUGUCAAUAGCUCUCUCAGUUACCAAAGUCAAAGUCCACAUGUGGCAUAAAAGGAAGUGAGGGAAACCAGUUAUCUGUCCGAAGCAUUCCAAAUAUAUAUUUUUACAUCAGGUGACAGUAGUUGUGUAGGUUUACUAAUGCCUUCAUACAGUAUAUUUCUAACUCACUCUGAGAUUGUACUUAAAUUUUGUUUUUCUGAUAGUUUACAUUCAUAAUGUCAGCUUUUGAUUUUUAUGUUCUCUUGAGUAAUUUUUUCAAUCAUGAUUGUUGUUACACAGGCACUUUAAGUGAUUGACGUCUGUCAUUACACCCAACGCGUGAUCAGGCAUUUGAUCAAUAUUUUUGCACAAAGUUGACUGACUCGCACAUUAACCCCUGCACAAUCUCAUUUCAAUCACUUAUAGUCUCUCUGUCAGUGUAUUCAGACGCUGUUGGGAUCAGGGGCCGUUGUGGUUAAUAAAGGCACAUAUUGUGACACUCAUGGGGAAAAACUGUACUAGCUCCUUUGAAAGAGUUUACCUCAGUUAUCCCUGUUUCCUCAAAAGUCCGCCAGGAAGCUUAGUCAGCACCCUUUCCCCGAUCUCAGUUUACCACUUCAGAUUGCCAACAGACUCUGGAUCUGGGCUGAGUCAGCUUUAGUUGUAAUUGUUCCAAACUUUAACAGAGGUGGACACAUUUUACUCAAGUCAAAGUUAUGACACUUCUGUUGACAUCUUUGGCUUUGCAGUAUUUGUCUAGAAAAUGUAUUUCAAUAGUAUCUCAUUAAAGUACUUUUCCUGUUAAGUGAUUGUGUAAUUAAGAGUGUUUUUCAAAAACAGUUAGAAAUCACAGAAAUUUGUAAAGUAGCUUUGUUACAAAGUGAGACUACUGUAUGUAACUUUCUAAAUAGUGGCCACCGUAGAUACAAGUGAUAAUUACAGGGUAAUGAUAAACGCUAAAAUAUAGUUUAACAAAGAAGUGUCCUAAUGAUAGCAGUAUCUAUGUAAAGUUUUCUGACAUUAGCCACCAUGACCUACUUGGUCAAACCAGACCAGAUAAGGCUGUAGCAGCAAAACCCUCGAGUGCCAAGGGCAUAGGUUUUGUGUCAACAUCUGAGGGGAACACAUAUGAAACAGGGGUGUUCCUUCCUGCAUCCAUCUAUGGUGUAAAUGUCUACUUUAAGGUUUUUGUUGGGGAGCACAAAUACAUGCUCUAAAUAUUGAGGGCGACUUGUCCCUCGUGUCCCUCCUGAAAUCUACACUUAUGCCGAGUGCACCGAACUGCAUAUGAAUUCAAUGUUUCAUUUGUAAGAGGAAUUAUGUCUUAUUUUAUCUGUCACAGAUCUGCCCAAAUGCAGCAACUAAUGUAGCUCUAAGUAAUUCCUUUCUUCUGACCUUUAGUGAUUUCUGUUGCCUUAUUGUUAAUUAGCCUUGACAGCUGUUAAACGCACAUGUGGCUGCAUUAAGACGGUUACUAGCCGCACCCUACCCAUGAAGAAUCUAGCCAGUCUAACCAGGAUUUUGGUAAUGGGGGAAGGGGAAGGGGAGGGGGGUAUAUUUAGGUUGGAAACAGAGGUAGCCACACCAGAUGUAGGAGAACAGAAGGCCACUUUUUAGCUGCACAUGCUGAGUCAGGACAUCUGCAGGUGUGCCAUGAGGUGCAGGCUGACUGGGAAUGGAGCUUAACUUUCAUGUUCCAGCCGGGUUUAAUGUAACCUCAAACUCAGUCUGGGCACGAGAACAAAACCAGCUCUUACAACGCUUGGUCUGCUGAUUCAGGAAUAUCUCACAAGGCCAUAACUCUGUAUUUUUAAUGUAAAUAACUUUAGCAGUCAGUCAAUAUAAACCUAAAUAUACAAUUAGAAAAUGCUAAAAAAAAAAAAAAAAAUUAUUGUGUAUAUUGCUUUCAUGCUGUUUGUCUGGAAAUGCUGACUUUUUUUUUACAUGUUUUUUUACACCUAGUGUUAACAUUUUGUGUCAAAUUGGGGUUUCUUAAAGAUUUUGAAAUUUGUGUAUAAUGUAAUUAUUGCAUUUCAUUUGAAUACAUUUGUAUCAUACUGCUUUAAUCUGGCAAUAUAUAUAUUUCUUUCUGUAUAUAGUAUAUAUCAGUGUUAUUGUAGUUCAGUAGACAAAUGCAUUCAAUCAUGAAGAAAUCACUUUUAUGUAAUAAUCGCACUCCACUGAAUAUAAGGGCGUUGGUACUGCUUGUAUUGCAUGAGGUCUCCUAAAUAAAGAAAACCUUCACAAUU
Epinephelus moara (kelp grouper) is the source of this 5102-nucleotide messenger RNA. It is a transcript of the gene slc40a1, whose product is annotated as solute carrier family 40 member 1. Lineage: Eukaryota; Metazoa; Chordata; Actinopteri; Perciformes; Serranidae. Gene Ontology annotation, molecular function: iron ion transmembrane transporter activity; peptide hormone binding. The transcript is spliced from 8 exons. The record is from RefSeq and is a predicted model, not a curated record. Gene Ontology annotation, biological process: iron ion transmembrane transport. Gene Ontology annotation, cellular component: basolateral plasma membrane. Bases 319 to 2025 code for a protein of 568 amino acids.